GGGAAACUGUGAAGCAUGAGGAGCUUAUCAGUUGCACUCUUGUUUGGCUUGAUUAUGAUGGUGAGCAUGUUGAAUGGUGGUGCAGUGAAGGAGGAAGAUGAGCAAAGAGCAAAGGGAAAACGCUAUCUACUGAGUGAAACUGAUCUUGGUCGAAAGGGCAUAAGAAGCGACAGGAUUGAGCCAGCCAGUAAGGGUUCUGCAAGUGCAAACACGAACACUGCUUCUGUGAAUGGUAACAAAGCCAGUUAUAAUGAUGACAUAAAUGAGAGUUAUGAGAACAAUGGGAAUGGUUCGGGACCAGUCCUUAACAGCCAUCACUAUUUCCAUAUUCGCACUCCACCCAUUCACGGCUAGUUCUUCUAAGUGCUUGAUGAACAUGUAUACGUGC
Molecule: messenger RNA, 388 nt
Organism: Vigna umbellata (rice bean)
Lineage: Eukaryota; Viridiplantae; Streptophyta; Magnoliopsida; Fabales; Fabaceae
Source: RefSeq, a predicted model, not a curated record